This is a messenger RNA of Erigeron canadensis, 3895 nucleotides long. Its product is annotated as probable disease resistance protein At4g27220. The record is from RefSeq and is a predicted model, not a curated record. The transcript is spliced from 5 exons. Bases 134 to 3880 code for a protein of 1248 amino acids. Gene Ontology annotation, molecular function: ADP binding. Lineage: Eukaryota; Viridiplantae; Streptophyta; Magnoliopsida; Asterales; Asteraceae.
CUAAAAUUUCACUCACAGUCACACACACGCAUUACAUAGACAAGAAAAGAAGAGAUCAAAUAUGUUGACUUUUGCUUGACUUCAACAACGCAACAACGUUUUAAGGUGUCAAAAGAAGAAACAACAUCGAGCAAUGACGGAAUUUGUUAAUCUCAUUCUUCAACCUGUUGUUGAUACUCUCAAGGUUCACGUCAAAAAACACAUAGUGUACAUGACGUCAUGCAAAAAGUAUGUCACAGAGAUGGAGAGAAAUAUGGGGGAGUUGAACAAUACAAGAAUCGAUGUUGAAGACCACGUGAAUCAGAACAAACGUAAUAAACUAAAGGUUCCAGAUCAGGUCAAAGGUUGGUUGGAAGAUGUUCAAGUGGUCAAUGCAAAAGUGGAAAGCCUUGGAGAAAUAAGUGUUGGCAGUUGUUUCAGUUUCAAGACUAGGCAUGGUGUUGGGAAAAGAGCUUUCGGGCUUAUUCAAGAAAUUAAACACCUAAAAGAACACUCUAAUAUCGAGUGGACCAAUCAGCCAAUGAUUUUUGGAGAAGUUGAUUCCAUGAAGGCGUCCUCCUCUUCACCAUCAGAUCACACUGACUUUGGAUCCAGAGAGGAAACCUUUGAGAAAGCACAGAAAGCACUAGAACCAGGCCACAAAUCACACAUGAUAGCUUUGUGUGGGAUGGGCGGAGUUGGGAAGACCACAAUGAUGCAAAAGCUGAAAGCGAAUGUCACGAAAAAGAGAAUGUUUGAUCUUAUUGUUGAGGCGGUUAUAGGGGAAAAGCCAAACCUCAUUGCUAUUCAGGAUGCCAUAGCUGAUUGCCUCAACAAAAAUCUUGAAAAGAAAACUGUACCAGUAAGAGCUGUUAUGCUUCAGGAUUGGUUAAAGAAGUAUUCAGAAGGAGGUAACAAAAAGAUCCUAGUGAUACUUGAUGACGUAUGGCAGUUGGUUGAUUUCAAGGAUAUUGGUUUAAGUCCUCUUCCAGAUCAAGGUGUCGACUUUAAAGUCUUGUUGACAUCACGGAACAGAGAUGUUUGCACAAGCAUGGGUGUUGUGGCUAAUUCAAUUUUCAAUGUGAAUGUCUUGGAAGAAGCAGAAGCACAAGAUUUCUUCUGGAAAUUUAUAGAAGAUUCAGGUGAAGCAGUUUUGGAUCCUGAUCUUCGUAAGUUAGGAGAUAAUAUUGUAAGAAGAUGCCAGGGUUUGCCCAUUGCUAUUAAAACCAUCGCAAUCACUCUUAGAGGUAAAAGCACCGCUAUGUGGAAAGAUACACUUACCAAGUUACAACACCAUGACAUAGGCAAAACCUUGAAUGAAAUUUUUCAAGUCAGCUACAACAAUCUUGAAGACGAGGAGAUUCAAUCAAUUUUUUUGCUUUGUGGUUUAUAUCCCGAAGACUUUGAUAUUCCUAGAGAGGAGUUGAUGAUGUACAGAUGGGGUUUGAAGCUAUUUAACGAAGUAGAUACUAUAAAUGAGGCAAGAGACAGGGUGAAUGCUUGCAUUGAGCAUCUUGUUAAUGCAAACCUGUUAAUUGAAAGUAAUCACGCUGGGAGCAUCAAGAUGCAUGAUCUCGUGCGCUCUUUUGUUUUAAAAAUGUAUUCUAAAGCUGAGCAUGGUAAUAUGUUAUGGUGGCCUGCAAAUGAUACAUCCGACUCUUGCAAAAUAACUUCGCUAGCAUGCAAGGGCAUGAAAGAGUUUCCAAGAGACUUCAUGUAUCAAAACCCGUCAUUUUUGAAGCUAACGCAUGGAGAUAAGUCGCUAAGAUUUCCCGAAAACUUUUAUGGGUUAAUGGAGAAGCUUCAAGUUAUAGUAUAUGAAAAAAUGGAGUAUUUAUUGCUUCCCACAUCAUCUCAAUGCUCCACCAACCUUCGAACACUUUGUCUGCAUGAGUGUUCAUUUAUGUUUGAUUGUCGUUCUAUUGGAAGUCUUUUGAAUCUAGAAGUGCUUAGCUUUGCUCACUGUAGAAUGCGAAAAUUGCCAUCCACAAUCGGAAAUUUGAAGAAGCUCAAACUACUAGAUUUGACAGGUUGUGUUAAUCUUCAUAUUGACGAUGGCGUCUUAAAAGAAUUGGUCAAGCUUGAAGAGCUUUAUAUGAGGGUUGCUGAUAAAAAGGCCAUUAGCUUCACAGAUGGAAAUUUCAAUGAAUUAGCUGACCGUUCAAGAAACCUUUUCGCAAUAGAAAUCGAGCUCUUUGGAAACAAUACUCAUCCGAAGAGAAUGUCGUUUAACAAACUUGAGAGAUUCAAGAUUUCCAUAGGAAGCUUUUUAGAAAAGAAAGAUGAAAAGACAACAUCAUACGAAAACACAUUGAUGUUGAUCUCCAACAAGGGUGAACUUUUGGAAUCUAGAAUCAAUACGUUGUUUGAGAAAACAGUUGUGCUUCAUUUGCAAGUGGACGACAUGGAUGUUCUUGAAGAUUUUAAAUGCUCUUCGUUCCAUAGGUUAAGAGUCCUUAACAUUUCGAAGUGUGCACAACUGAGGUACCUAUUCACACGUCGUGUUGCUUCAUUUUUGUCGAGGCUUGAGCAUCUUGAAGUCUGGUCAUGUUAUACUUUGCAAACACUCAUACUAGAUGAGAAUAAUGGAUCGGAACCAAUCAAACUUCCGAGUUUAAAGUUUCUAUCUUUGCGUGGCUUACCAAAGCUAGCAGGUUUGUGCAAUACCGGCAAUAUAAUUGAGUUACCUCAGCUCAUGGAGUUGCAACUUGAUGGCCUUCCGGAAAUCACAAGCAUUUUUCCAGACGAUAAUUUGGCAUCAUCAUCUAUGUCGAGUGAUACUUCCACGAUGCAACCUUUCUUGAAUGAAAAAGUUGCUAUUCCUAGAUUGGAGACGUUGCGGAUUUUUCAAAUGAACAAGUUGAGCAAGAUAUGGUCAAGUGAAGUUACUCGUAAUGAAAACGUUAGUUUUUCCAUGUUGAAAACGAUUAAGGUUGAAAAAUGUGAUAGGCUGGUGAAUGUGUUUCCAAGAAACCCAAUGCGAUUGCUACAUCAUCUAAAACAACUUUCAGUAAAAUAUUGUGAUUCCAUUGAAACAAUAUUCAAUAUUGACGUGGGAUGUGUUCCUGAAAUUACGAGGGAAGUAAGUAGCAGCCUGGUAAGCAUUGUCGUACGCGAUUCACAAAGUCUAAGACACGUGUGGAGUCUGGAGAAUGUAGACAGCUCUUAUAAUGUUAAUCACCAUAUCUGUGGAUUUGAAGCUGUAGAAAGUAUAGAGAUAGAUAAUUGUGUCAAUUUUAGAAAUGUAUUCACGCCUAUCACCGCCGACUUUAAUUUGAAAGGGCUUCAAAAAAUUGAUAUUGAUUAUGGCAAGAAAUCAUCAGUUGAGAGUAGCCCAGAGCAACAGAAUAACGCUAUAACCAGGGAUAUUGCAUUCUCAAAUCAUGUCAGACGUACAUUCCAUCAACUUCGUACACUUACUUUGAAACACGGUGAAGAAACAGAAGUGGUGUUUGACAUAGAGAGUGCAAGUCGUGGAGAAUUGUCGACUUCUCAAAACAAUCAUAAUCAACUACUUCCCUCCCUUGAGGUUUUAGAUUUGAUUCAUGUGUGGAAAUACAAUUGGAAACAAUUCUUCAUUCUUCAACCACCAAAAUCCUUAUGCCAAAACCUCACAAAAAUAAGUUUAAAUAGAUGCCGAAGCAUUGAAUAUUUGUUUUCACCCAACAUGUUUAAAUUGCUCUCCAACUUAAAGCAUGUGGAUAUAAAGCAUUGUGAAGUUAUGGAAGAAAUUGUUUCUAGCAGAGAUGAUGAAGAUGAAGCAGUGACUACAUCUACUUCCACCCACACAGAUGUUACAUCUUUUCCGAUACUUGACAUGCUCGACCUCCAAUCCCUAGAGAGUCUACAACAUAUUGGUGGGGGUGUUGGUAAUCAAUUCCAGGACGGAGUGUAUACUUAAGUUAAAACCUCCACA